This is a messenger RNA of Platichthys flesus (European flounder), 6376 nucleotides long. RefSeq names its product diacylglycerol kinase, zeta a (gene dgkza). NCBI's taxonomy places the organism in Eukaryota, Metazoa, Chordata, Actinopteri, Pleuronectiformes, Pleuronectidae. Gene Ontology annotation, molecular function: ATP-dependent diacylglycerol kinase activity; protein binding. The transcript is spliced from 36 exons. Gene Ontology annotation, biological process: diacylglycerol metabolic process; lipid phosphorylation; intracellular signal transduction. The coding region runs from base 1120 to 4326 and encodes 1068 amino acids. The record is from RefSeq and is a predicted model, not a curated record. Gene Ontology annotation, cellular component: nucleus.
GUUGCCGGGCGGGCAGAGCAGGAAAAGAUCAGAGUGCAUGUGUGUAUGUGAGCGUGUGUGUGUGUGUGUGUGUGAGCCUCACGUGGAAUGGAGUGUAAUUAAACUUGGCGAGAAACUGAAGAAGAAGAGAGCGAGGAGGAGGAGGCCAACACGGCUAAUCGCAGUGCAGAGGGGACGAGGAGGAGAAGAGGAAGAAGCGAGGGAGGAGGAAGGGGAAGUGAAGAGCUGGAGAACAAACAAAGACGAGAGAAGAAGAAGAGUGAGUGACAGCCACGGGACGAUUGGACGACUGCUGCGCUCGCACUGAUACUCUGGCUGCUGACAGCGCCAACGCUGAGUGGAGACGUUGAGAGGAAUGCUGGGAGGGAUUAUCUCUCCCUCAGGACUCGACACUAAUCUCUCACCACACACACACGCACACACACACGCAGACAAACACACACAUACCUUGUGUGUCUUGUAAAGAGACCUUUGGAUUAGGGUAGCCAUGUUUGAAGUCCUAGAGCAGUCUAUGGAUAGUAAGCAUUCACUGUCGUUACAUUACUGUGUCAAACUUUUCAGAUCUUUAUAAUAAGACUCUGUAUAACUUUCAUAAUUGAUCAACUUUGAUACCUUAUUUGCUUUUUACGGAAGUUAGCAGGGCUGUCGUCCCUGUGCCAUUUAUUCUACUGGCCUCAUUGUGACUUGAAGUGUAGACAAACACUGGUUCGAGUAAAGUCUGCUCCUUUGUUUGCUGUUCUUAAAACAGCACUUUGACCUAAUUGCUGCAGGUCACAUUUUCGCACCAUGAAAACCUUAUGACCUGACCGCAGUGAAGCAGCCAGGGUCAGAGGGGGGGUUUUAUAGAGCGCCUUCAGGACCUUGAGUCAGGAGGAGUGUGACUACUCCACAUGGGAUUCCUCUAAACACACAGAAUUCCUUGGGGAAUAUUUGGAAUAGUUAAGGUGAUGUUCGGAGGCCUGCUCUGGGACGGCCUGCACAUGAUAUUCAGAACUUAAGUCGCAUAAAGACUCUUCUGUCUCGGCCAAGUUUUUACACGGACUGCCUAAAUUUCAGGAGCUGUGGUUUAUCCUGGCAAAAUGUGACCGGCCAUGAGAUCACAGUAGCUUAUUGUCUGUCAUGGAUCUGGAGCUGGGGGCAGACGCUGAUCUGGGACAAGGGGCAGCGCCGGCGACUUGUGUGGACACAACUGAACAAGAAGAGUUUGAGACGGAGGGAGAAGGAGGAGAAGGGUUUGCAAAUGUGAAAGGAGUCGAUGGAGAGUUCAGCUCCGAGUCCUCCUCGUCGAACGCCUCCCUGCGCUCCUCCUCCACCCUCCCUGCGCCGUCCUCCUCCUGGCCGCCACCGCCCUGCGUGGAAGAGGAGAAGGAGAUGAUGAGCGGCUGCUCCAAGUCUUUCACCGGACUCAAGAUCUUCAACCGGAGGAAAGCGAUCUCCAAGUCUGGCCUGCACCAUCUGCCCUGUCAACCCAGCACGUCAUCUCUGAACAGGACCGACCCAGAAACAAGUAUCCGCAGUACUCUGGACUGGACUGAAUCAGCUGUGUAUGGAGAUCACAUCUGGUUUGAGACGAAUGCGUCCGGUGAUUACUGUUACGUGGGAGAACAGCAUUGUAUUGCCAGAGCACUGCAAAAGUCCGUCAGUCGAAGGAAGUGUUCCGCCUGCAAAAUCGUCGCCCACACCAUCUGCAUAGAACAACUGGAGAAGUUUCCCAGCUCUAACGCCAUUCUGUUGGAGGCCAGCCCGCCCCUCAGUGACCCCAACUUUAGAAUAAACUUCAGGUGUAAACCAUCUUUCAGAGAAUCGGGCUCGAGGAACAUUCGAGAGCCCAUUGUGGUGCGUCAUCACUGGGUGCAUCGGAGACGGCAAGAAGGCAAAUGCAAACAAUGUGGGAAGGGCUUCCAGCAAAAGUUUGCUUUUCACAGCAAAGACAUAGUCGGCAUCAGCUGCUCCUGGUGCAAACAGGCUUACCACAACAAGGUUUCCUGCUUCAUGCUGCAGCAGAUUGAGGAGGCUUGUCCAAUCGGGGCUCACGCUGCCCUCAUAGUUCCGCCCACAUGGGUCAUCCGAGUCCGACGCAAUCAGUCGUCCAUGAAGUCGAGCAAGAAGAAGAAGAGGACGUCGUUCAAGAGGAAAAGCAGCAAGAAAGGGGCAGAGGAAGGACGCAUGUGGAGGCCGUUCAUCAUCCGACCCAUCCCCUCACCGCUGAUGAAGCCUCUGCUGGUGUUUGUCAACCCAAAGAGUGGAGGGAACCAGGGAACUAAGAUCAUGCAGUCCUUCAUGUGGUAUCUCAACCCAAGACAGGUGUUUGACCUGAGCCAAGGAGGACCAAAGGAAGGCCUGGAGCUGUAUCGUAAAGUCAACAACCUGAGGAUCAUGGCCUGUGGAGGAGAUGGCACUGUGGGCUGGAUCCUGUCUUGUCUCGACGAGCUGGCAAUAAACCCUCAGCCUCCUGUCGCCGUGCUGCCACUCGGGACAGGAAAUGACCUCGCUAGGACCCUCAACUGGGGAGGGGGCUACACAGACGAACCUCUGUCUAAGAUCCUGUCCCACGUUGAGGACGGCACCGUCGUCCAGCUGGACAGGUGGAAUCUGCUGGUGGAGCCGAACGUCAGUGCAGCGGCUGAACUGGACGAACAACAAAGUGAUAAGCUUCCUCUAGAUGUUUUCAACAAUUACUUCAGUCUGGGAUUCGACGCUCAUGUGACUCUAGAGUUCCAUGAAUCCAGAGAGGCCAACCCAGAGAAGUUCAACAGUCGAUUUAAGAAUAAGAUGUUCUAUGCUGGGACAGCGUUCUCAGAUUUCCUGAUGGGAAGCUCCAAAGACCUGUCCAAGCAUAUCAAAGUGGUGUGUGAUGGGACGGAUUUAACAUCGAAGGUUCAGGACUUGAAGCUGCAGUGUCUGGUCUUCCUCAACAUCCCCAGGUACUGUGCGGGCACAACACCGUGGGGGAAUCCCAGUGAGCAUCACGACUUUGAACCUCAACGCCACGACGACGGAUACAUCGAGGUCAUCGGAUUCACUAUGACGUCCCUGGCUACUCUCCAAGUUGGCGGCCAUGGCGAGAGGUUGAACCAGUGCAGAGAAGUCACCCUCACCACCACUAAGCCUCUCCCAGUACAGGUGGACGGAGAACCGUGCAGACUUGCUCCCUCUGUCAUCCACAUCAGCCUCAGGAACCAGGCCAACAUGAUCCAGAAAACCAAACGACGGACCUCACUGCCACACCUCAACGAUCAGCAGCAGGUCCCCGAGAGGCUGAGGAUCCGAGUCAGCAGGAUCGGUAUGACCGACUAUGAGGCUCUGCACUACGACAAGGACAAACUACGGCAAGCAUCCAUUCCUCUGGGCCUGAUCGUGGUUCCUGGUGACAGUGACUUAGAAACCUGCCGAGAACACAUCCAGCGCCUGCAGGAGGACUUCUGCUCUGUCCAUCCUCCCUUUAGGUGCUUGGGACCGCAGGAGGAGGCCGGCAAACCAAAGAUCCUCUCCUCGCAGAGGUUAUCUCCAAAGUGGUGUUUCCUUGACUCAACGACAGCGGAUCGCUUCUACAGGAUCGACAGAGCACAGGAGCAUCUCAACUACGUAACCGAAAUCUCCCAGGAAGAGCUUUUCAUCCUGGACCCUGAGCUCAUCGUCACCUCGACCGUCGGCACCUCCCCCUCUGACAGUCUUGACGUAGCGACCCCUGCCUCCAGCCUGGUGAACAGCAGUUGUUCUCAGAGGCAGCGGGUGAACAGCGACAGCUCCGCAGCCGAGGCUUUCGCGCUCAACGCGGCGCCCGUGGCCAGCAAACUCACCAGGGCCGGCUGCAUCCAUCGCUCCAACACCACUGCUGCCGAUUUUAAACCGAGACUGAGACGAGAGCAGAGCCAGAAGACGGAAGACACCGAUGGAGAGAGAGAGAAAGAGAUGUUGAUUGAGUGCGUGAAGAACAAGGACGUGAAGGGGCUGCAGGAGCUGCACCUGAAGGGGGCGGACCUCACGGCGCUGGACCAAUCGGACUGCAGCCUGUUGCACCACGCCGUCAGCACGGGGAGCAAAGACACGGUCCGCUACAUCCUGGACAACGCUCCGAACGACCUGCUGGAUGUCACCGAGAAACUUCAUGGGGAGACGGUCCUUCAUCGAGCUGCGUCCCUGUGCCACAGGACCAUCUGUCACUAUCUGGUGGAAGCGGGGGCGUCCCUGAUGAAAACCGACCUGCAGGGCGACACGCCAAAGAACCGAGCAGAGAAGGCUCAGGACGCUGAGCUGGCAGCCUAUCUGGAGAACAGGCAACAUUACCAGAUGAUACAGAGGGAGGACCAGGAGACGGCUGUUUGAAACUGUCAAACUCUCAAUGAGCAGGGCAGAGAUGAAGAUGCUGUCGUCCUCCUCCUCCUCCUCCUCAUCAUGAUGAGACCGAGGCUUCCACGUGUCAUUCCAGAGUGGAGGCCGAGGAGUGGGGGUGGACCAGAUCUGAUCCCAACAUGCGUUUACCGGAGAUUAUGGCAGAGAUGACAAAUGAUGACAGUGACAGUGACACAGAGCUUGUGCAGUUGAGGGUGAAGACGAAGAUAUGUAAAGUCCUUCCUCUUCUUUUUGAGCAGCUUGGUGAUAACAAGUCUUGAAGAAAGUCCGAGCCGCUCCCACCGUGGACAGAAACUUGAUAGAAACUCUUUCAUCUCAAACUCUCUGCCAUGAAUUAAUGAUACUGCAGCGUUUGGUCGGGUUGCACCGUCUCACUUGUGUUAAUGUCUUCGCCGAGCCUCACAAGCCUUAAAAAAAAACAAAAAACGUACCAAUCAGAGUCUUUCUUUGGGGCGGAAUUAUGAAAUGAGUAGUGAGCGCAGCGAGAGACUGGAUGAGUUCACUGAAUAUCCAGUCUCUUGGGAAACUUUAGAAGAAAGGGACGGGGAAUAUCACAGGGUCAGAACCAGCAGAGAUCUUCUCCAGGGGGCCAUGAAUAUCCCUCGCAAAGUUCAGGUGAAUCAGAACCAAUGUAACGGACCAAAGUGCUGACGUUUUGAUAAGAUGGGGAUAAGUUCAGGUGAAGCCAUGAGGACUCAUCAGGAUCCCAUUCAUUCUGCCAUAUGAAGUGAAUAUUGGAAUGAAGCUAUGUGGUCAUUUCCACUGAGCAUGAACCCGACCAUCAGUUGUGUUGUGAAAACUGCUUUACUUCUUUAUCUUACCUCACCUAUUCAACAAUAUCAUUAUAUUGUUCAUAGUGUAUUUUUGUUGACUCUGUUUGUCGACAUGUUGAAGAUCUGAUUAUUAUUUAUGUGUGUGGGUGGGUAGGGGGGGGGGCAGCAAUGGAUCAAAGAGACAUGUCUGAUUGUGGUUUUGUUCAACUUGAGCAAACUAUAAUUUGUUGUGCCAAACAGUUAAACGUGUAGUUCACAGAAAUGUACACCAAAAAUAACAAGUCCAGAUCAAUGUCCACGUGGACACAGGAACUGAAAUGUUUGGAAAGGACGUAGAGUUUAAAUUCUGAAUUUCGUGAGGAUUGCAACAAGCUUUUACAUUUGAGGAAUAUGCAACAAUUCGUAACUAAAAACCAAAUCCUUAAGGUUAAAAAAACUGUUAUGGAGCCAAAACCCUUAUAUAGACAAAGAUACAUUUUCUAUAACGUAGUAGUGUGGAUGGAGCCUGAGAGUUUUGUGUCUCUGCGUGCGGCGUUGUUAUUCUGCUAAAGCUUCCCUUCAAACUAUUCCUUGUUUUCUGCUGUUAUUGGCGAGAGCACAUUGAAAUGCAAAUGAUAUUUUUUAUUUAAGAUCAACAUUUUCCCAAAAAUAUUUGCUUUUUAUUUGACAUAAGUAAUUUACCCAUGUUUUUCGUCCUCAUUGAACAAAAUACGAUCCAGCUCAUUCCCAGUGGGUUGUCAUCCAUCAUAUCGCCCUGCUGGUGACCAGAGCGCUCACACACACACACACACACACACUCUGCUCCGAGAUUCAAAACGCAGACGCGCUGCUGGGAUGAAAAGCAAAGCUGAGCAGCAAGUGAACCGACCUCCAACUUUUUUAUAGAUAUAAAACAGAAGUCAAAAAGUUUCAAUGCGCCAAGAGUUUUGAGGGUUUGAUGAUAUUCCUUUUUUUUUUUGUACAGUGUAUUAUUAAAAACUUCUCUGACUUUUAUUCAACACAGCAGCUGCCGGAGAGAAACCAACUCCACCGACCUUCUCUUGUUUAGUUUUGCCCGUGGAAUUUAGCGUUUGAACCGUGUUGGUGUUUUCAGAUCAGUUUUGCUUUGACAGUAAACUCUUACAUGUUCUGCGAUAGGUCGUCUUUUUUUUUUUAUUACAUCUGAGACCCGUAUAAUAUUAACGCUCUCAUGUUUAGGAUUCUGCUUUUUGUAAACAAGUUGUGAUAAAAUAAAUGGUUUUAAUUUUCAA